CAGUCGGCGGCGGCCACGGACGAUGCCGCAGCGGGCAGCCAGGGGCAGAGCGCCGCGCCGGGGGUGUGGGAGGCCGAAGAAAGCGCCCGUCAAGAAGCGCCUCAAGCCGGGCGAGAAGAAGAAGAAGAAGCAGAAGCAGAAGCAGCGGCGCAAGGGCGGCCAGCUCAACUACGGCAUCUACAUCUACAAGGUGCUGAGGCAGGUCCACCCCAACGUGCGCAUCGCCUCGUCGGCCAUGAGUGUGAUCAACUCCUUCGUGCACGACGUCUUCGAGCGCAUCGCCUCCGAGGCGGCCAACCUGAUCCGCACCAGCAAGAGGAAGACCAUGUCGUCCCGGGAGAUCCAGACGGCCGUGCGCCUCCUGCUGCCCGGGGAACUGGCCAAGCACGCCGUGUCCGAGGGGACCAAAGCGGUCAGCAAAUACACCAGCUGCAAAUAGCAACGCGAAACUCCAGUACUCUCCCCUCCUUCUCUCUCAAUCCACACAACUCCGACCCAAAGGCUCUUUUCAGAGCCAUUUACCAUCACAAUAACCAAAGGACUAGCAGCCCCCUUGUCUUUCAUUUUUCAAAGUUACUCGAUGAUAGGAUUUAAUGAAACGAAACUCAACUGUACCGGUGUCAAGACACGGAGCAGACAGUGUAUUAAUUCAGAAUUUAUGGAUCUUUGCAAUAAAAUAUAAUUUGAGUUUUAAACUUGUCUGCAUUACUGAUUAGAACAAAGGUCUAUCAUGGUAUAUGGACUCUUAUCAUGGUAUAUGGACACUCAUGGUAUAUGGACACUAUCAUGGUAUAUGGACACUAUCAUGGUAUAUGGACACUAUCAUGCUAUAUGGACUCUAUCAUGGUAUAUGGACACUAUCAUGGUAUAUGGACACAUUUAUCUGUUUUAUAGUAAAUGCCUACUAUUUUCUGUGUGCUUAAGCAAAGCAAGAAUUUCAUUGUCCUAUACAGGGAAACAUGACAAUAAACUAACUUGGCGUCUGAUAC
Messenger RNA from Leucoraja erinaceus (little skate), 989 nucleotides. Its product is annotated as late histone H2B.L4-like. NCBI's taxonomy places the organism in Eukaryota, Metazoa, Chordata, Chondrichthyes, Rajiformes, Rajidae. Gene Ontology annotation, cellular component: nucleosome. Gene Ontology annotation, biological process: nucleosome assembly. Gene Ontology annotation, molecular function: structural constituent of chromatin; protein heterodimerization activity; DNA binding. Bases 23 to 439 code for a protein of 138 amino acids. The transcript has a single exon. The record is from RefSeq and is a predicted model, not a curated record.